Molecule: messenger RNA, 1591 nt
Organism: Paramacrobiotus metropolitanus
Lineage: Eukaryota; Metazoa; Tardigrada; Eutardigrada; Parachela; Macrobiotidae
Product: dnaJ homolog subfamily B member 9-like
Exons: 2
Coding region: 390-1409 (339 amino acids)
Source: RefSeq, a predicted model, not a curated record
ACCAAAAUUUUGUGUAGAUUCUAGAAUUCUUACAUUGUACAUUGACAGCUUUUUUAUGUUUUUCAUUGACGAAAAUGUUCUCAUAUUUACUAAAAAAAGGCUUAUUGUAGAGCUGCGUUAUACGUCUUUUGCGUUUUGAACACCUAGUGUGUCACCUGCACACUGUGCAUAUGUGUACAGACUGUACUACAGUUUGGAAUCUGGAUCAGCUGGGCGCGAACAACUGCUGCGAUUCAUGCAAGUGUGCCCGGUGGAUAUCUUAUUGAAUUUCGGAAGGAAGUCGGGAAUUUGUAGAAUGUGAAGUUGGAGGGCAUUGCAUCUCGAGCGUCGACGUGACGCUACUCGUGCGAGUACAUUGACUGUAAUUGCUCGAACAGUUUUUGUAAGUUAUGGAUCUGGUUCGGAUGCCAUACAGGCACAUCUUCUGUUGGCCCUUCCACAGCACAUCUUUGAAAUUGGCUGGAGGUUUUGUUCAUAAAGUUCGUUUUAUCACCAGCACGGACAUAAUACCAGCCAGGCAUUUUACGAGUUGCUCACGAUUCCCCACGCAGCCCCGUGCAUCGCUGUGUGGCGUGAUUUUCAUACAACCGCGACGCUUCGUGUCCAGAUCGCCAGGAGCCAGGAAUUUCUACGAUGUCCUGGAGAUCAAUCAGCAGGCCAGUCCGGCGGAUAUUAAAGCCGCCUAUUACAAACUGUCUAAACAGUAUCAUCCCGAUAUCAAUCAGGCGGGCGAUGCCGUCAAGAAAUUCCGCGAGAUUACCGAAGCCUACGAAAUACUGGGCAACACGAAAUCUCGCGAGACCUACGAUACGAAUUUGCGGGGUGGACACACCACGACAGAUACCUCCUAUCAGUCGGGAUCAGCCGCCAGACAGCGCAAUCGGUACACGGAGACGGACUUCAACGAUUUUGAAGAACGCUAUCGGCAGUUCCGGGCGCAGGCGUUCGGGAGAAGGAAAGGCGCGGCACCGCCCACGGGCAAGACGGAAUAUUACGAUUACGACGAAUUUUAUCGACAACAUUACCAGGAUACAAGGGCGCGAGCGUAUAACGAACAGCGCUGGCGCGAAAUGAACGAGUAUUUACGAUACCAGCAGUUCUCCGAAACACUGAGGACGUCGAAUGUUCGGUGGCGGCUUUUAAUCAUGGCGAUGUUGUUCAUGUCCAUGAUGAUUGUAAUGUUCGAUGCAACGAUCAACGAGAUGCUCACGCCGGACGACCGGGUCCGCAUUCGUCUGGAAAGGGAGCGUUGGGAAAGGGAACAUAUGGGGCGAAUGCGGUUGAUGCGCGAGGAGGUGAUCCAGCGACAUCACGGGAACACUAAUAACUCUUCCAGAGUAGUUAUUCAGGAGCAGAACGAUGAUGGACAGCGGAACAACACACAGGAAACCGCUGUACCAAAUCCUUGAUUAAGGACCGGCUCUGUGAUGUCUGUAUUUUUCGGUGAUAGGGAUGCUUGAAGCAUGAUGGCAUCUGAUCAGAAUAACAAUAAAUGCGGUACAUGGGAAUUUGAUGCAUUUUAAAUAUGCAGUGUUGUGCAAAGACUAACGAAUAAAAAUGAAUUCAAAGGUAACAAAGUAAAGUUGUGAAA